GAGGAGGAGGAGAGACGUAGAGGGAGAGAGGUGGAGAUAAUGCUGUAAGAGGACGGGAAGGAGGAGAAAGAGAGAGAGACCAUCUCUUGUCUCUAUCUGCUGUUCAUUCAGCCUGCCUUGUCUUAUCCAUCUAGCCUCCUGCGUUCACGGGACUAUGAGCAUUACGCUCUAAGGUGAUUGUAUUUAACGAGGAGUCCAAGACAAACUUAAAAGACAGAAGGAGAGGAGGCGGCGGAGGAGGACAAGGCCAUGGCCUCCUGGUUCAGCUGGAACGAGCCCUACUACCGGACGCCCCGCCGGGACCCGUCCGACGUGGUCACCGACACCCUGAUGCUGGAGUUCAGCUGGCAGCUGAAGGAGGCCGAGAGGCAGCAGAGGGAGAGGGAGAACGAGUACCGGCGCCUGAAGACCGGGGUGGACUACAGCUGGCUGGCCAGCACCCCCCGCUCCUCCUUCAGCAUCAGCACCGGGGAGAGGAUCGGCCUGGAGGACCUCUGCUCCAAGGUGCCCCCGUCCUGCUGCGGCCUCGUCAUACUCAAGUUCAGGGAGGUCAUGCAGGCCAAUGAGCCCGAGGCGCACGAGGUGUCCGGCCUCUUCCGCUCCGUCCUCAUGGAGGCUCUGGACCACCUGAAGGAGGAGGAGGAGGCGCAGCGGCUCGCCCGCCAGUGGAACAACAAACGCGCCAUGAGCACGUCCCUCGUGAACUUCCGGUCCCGGAUCAAGAUCAACCCGUUCGGGAGCACGGUGGGCCUGACUUCGGCCGCGGCCGACGGGACGGGGCUGAGCGACCUCAAAACGGUGUCGGAGGACGUGGAGAGGGGGACGGACAGGGAGGAGCGGCCGCAGAGGGUGUGGAGCAUGCCCGACUUCAGGUUCAAGGGAGCCAGCAGCAGCAGGGUCGUCUGAUGCGAGGCGUUCAGGGCACGGAGAUGACAGUGGGACGUUUCAGAGGCGAAUGCUGCUGCAGGUAUCAGUCUUGUUUGCGCCGGGAUGGAAUCCUUAAUCCUACUUUAUCAGACCGCUCAGCAUUUGAUCCUACUUUUUCGGGUGAUGUCGGGGGGUUUUCUCAGAUUUCGUGUCUUGGCAAAGAAGUUUGUUUUAUUGAGAUUAUCACCUCUAGCAGUGAUGCCUCUCACUUUGUAGAGAUUUAGCAUCUAAGCAGAGGACUAUUCAUGGUGUUAAAGAUGUUUAUGUAGUUGAAAGGUUUUUCCGACUUUUUUCCGACUACACAAACGGUCUGUGACGUGAAAGGUGUUUCACGACAGAAUCUUUUGAACAUCGCCUCUCAACAACUGUUCACGUCGGUCAAAAACGAGUCGUGCUCAACAGCUGAAUUCAUUAUCCAAGGUCAACAGACUGAAAGCGUUCCUCCGGCGCUCUGGAUUAUCUACACAAUAUUCAUGUAAAGAAAAGAAAUAAUCAUCCGAGACUUUUGAGUAAAACCUUUCAAACUAAA
Messenger RNA from Mugil cephalus (flathead mullet), 1456 nucleotides. RefSeq names its product retinal degeneration 3, GUCY2D regulator (gene rd3). The transcript is spliced from 3 exons. Bases 250 to 906 code for a protein of 218 amino acids. NCBI's taxonomy places the organism in Eukaryota, Metazoa, Chordata, Actinopteri, Mugiliformes, Mugilidae. The record is from RefSeq and is a predicted model, not a curated record.